UUACAUAACUCUGGAUCUAGGGUUUCUGCCUCUCGCAAUUAGAACUUUGAAAAGCCGCAAAAACACCUAAUUUCACCCAAUCAACAACAGAUUCAUCGGAGAAGACGAAGAAUUAGGUAUUUUUUUUCAUCAUCCGUACUUACAGAUCUAAACAUUGAGAGACAAAAAUUCUUAAAGGAAAAAAGAAACUAAAGUUCCAUCCUUUUUACGGGAUGGCUGAUGCUGAAGUGGAGAGAAGAAUGAGAGGUGAUACCUGCACGAUUAGUACUCGACGACGUACAUAUAGGAGGAUUGAGAGCAAAGCUGGAUCUAGUCGAUCCCCUGAGGAAUCAUACUUGCAGUUUAUCAAGAUCGAAACCAAAAACCCUCCCACUAGUAUUCCAUGCUCUUCUUCUCUGACCAGGAGGUUUUUCGACAGACCCUUGGACUCCAAGUGCUUUAACGUUGGAGUUGGAGCCUUGGAUCAAUUAUUUAUCCGUGAUGGCACACUUGACAAGCUUAUAUGGAAUGAUAAUUGGUCUGUUGAUGAAACCGUAUCUUUUUUCCGUUAUCUUGCUGAUAAGAAGUUGCCUUCGCGGUGGUCUCCUCUAGGUUCCUUCUUUGUCUCAUCUAACUACAACUUGGUCAUUAUUUGGGGCUCAAGAUAUUAUACGGACUUUGGCCGCCUCAUGCGUUUUAAUCACUAUCAGGUAGAAGAGUUUGAUAUUUCCCCAGGUGAGAAAUACCUAGUAACCUAUAACAGACCAGACCCAACUGACCCAAAUGGACUCUGGCUAAAGAUUUUCGAUGUGAGCACUGGGACAGGAAUCGUUGGACUAAAUAAUGCUGAUGUUGCUGACUCCCCCCAGUGGCCUGUGAUAAGAUGGGCUGGGGGUAAAGAUGAUACAUACUUCGCCACGCUUAGCAAAAGCAACACUGUAUCUGUCUACGAGACCAAGACUUUCAACCUGUUGGGCAAGGCACCACUGAAACUUGAUGAUGUUAUAGAUAUUUCUUGGUCUCCCACAGAAGCUGUGCUUGCAAUACUGUGUGGCGAGAAGCCUCUCAAGGUUCUUCUGUUGCAAAUCCCCGACGAGGUGAAGCUGGCAGAGAAGGAAAUUACCGCUAUUGUUGGCGACUGCAAGAUGCACUGGCAGAGCAAUGGUGAGUACCUUGCUGUCAACACUUAUGGGGGGUUUGAGUUUUUCCGCAUCAAAGAGAAAGGCAUACCCACGGAUUUUCUCAAGGUGGACAAGAAGAUCCUGGCUUUUGCGUGGGAACCUAGCGGUCACAGAUUUGCUGUGAUUUACGGAGACGAACCAACCCUAACUGUCAGUUUCUACUCGAUGAAGACACCUGGAAAGGUCACAGAGCUUACUACUUUGAGCAACAAGCAAGCAGAUUCCCUCUUUUGGUCGCCCAAAGGCAAUCUCGUGGUUCUUGCUGGAUUGAAAGAGGGCAAGCUUGAGUUUUUUGAUGUGGAUCGGCUUGCUCAAAUUUCCUCAGUUGCAAACGUGAAGGCCAACCAGGUUGUUUGGAAUCCAAGUGGGGAAUAUGUUGCAACGGUGUCUACGAUACCACAAGAGGAGUUUGAUAGUGAUUGGUGCAGUGAUCCAAAUGACCCUCUUGAUAGGUUUACUAUCUGGUCCUCCGGUGGAGAUUGUCUUUUUGUUCAUCAGUGUCAAAAUCGCAUAAUGCAGCUUGAUUGGCGCCCUUACGGAGGAAUCAUAGAUGAUGACAUGCUUAAGACGCAGUGAAGAAGAAUGCUUUACUGUUUAUGCAAGUAUUUAAACUUUUUAUGUUAUUUGUCAACUUCUCUGCUAUGUUUGGUUUUGGCUUUCGUUUCCAAGAUCUCUCUAGUAACUUGUUUUUUCUUAUUUUUGUCAGCACUCCAUUAACUUGUUAUAAAGCUACUAUUUGGUCCAA
This is a messenger RNA of Brassica napus (rape), 1905 nucleotides long. Its product is annotated as eukaryotic translation initiation factor 3 subunit B. Gene Ontology annotation, biological process: translational initiation. Gene Ontology annotation, cellular component: eukaryotic translation initiation factor 3 complex. The record is from RefSeq and is a predicted model, not a curated record. The transcript is spliced from 8 exons. Bases 213 to 1736 code for a protein of 507 amino acids. Lineage: Eukaryota; Viridiplantae; Streptophyta; Magnoliopsida; Brassicales; Brassicaceae. Gene Ontology annotation, molecular function: RNA binding; translation initiation factor activity; translation initiation factor binding.